Messenger RNA from Physella acuta, 867 nucleotides. RefSeq lists its product as uncharacterized. The record is from RefSeq and is a predicted model, not a curated record. NCBI's taxonomy places the organism in Eukaryota, Metazoa, Mollusca, Gastropoda, Physidae.
AUGGGUGUCAAUAUAAAUCUUGAUGAGUAUAACAAGCAGUACAGCAACUCAAAAUGCAAGAGCUCGCUCAUUAUAAACAAAGAUUAUUUUGUCAUGAAUGGUUCAGUUGAUUUCUCUGAUGCUGGUAGCUCAUGGGAUAAAACAGUAAUUGUACAAGCCCGACCUUCCAGCACAAAUUAUUUUAAAGAGAUUUGCCUUAUUUCUACGUCUGCCACAGAAAAUAAGGUCACACCUGAUAGCUGCUACUGCAACGACUGUUCAGGUGACAUUAAACAUUUCACAAUCAACAGAACUGCAGGAAUGCAGUACAGUAAAGCUGAAAUAAAAGUUAUAAUACAGACUUCAGAUGGUGGUCUCAACAAAAACACUAUUAAAAAUUUACCAGAAAUGAUUUCUUUAGAUAAAACUACAAGCACACUUUCAGCAGAUGGCGAAAUAUUAACACAUGAAGAUUGUUGGCCAAAUUCAAAAUUAACAGCAUCCAAGGUUAGAUUAUGCUGUCACUCUGGUAAUGAGCCAUGCACUUCUGUCAUAUAUAAGAACGGUGUAAAGUCUAGUGGUGGCAGCUGCACUGAUGUUGUGCUGAAAUCUUCUGAAAUUUUAAAUCUGACCUUUGAACUUGAAAUUUGUGGUGAAGUAUUCCAGACAGCCAUUCAGUCCUGCAGGAUAAAAGGAAAAACUGCUGAAAAUAAUGGACCAGCAGAUGAUACAGAGUGGAACACAGGAAAAAAAGAAACAAAGCGUAUAAAGAGAUUGGAAAAAAGUGAAAGGCACAGUUCUGAGGGACUUACUGAUUUCACUCAUAAUUUCAAUACAAACAGACCUGAUGAUCAACCAGAUGAAAAUAAAUCUCUCAGAGAAGUCUAA